UUUUAAUUUUAUUUUGGCUGAAAAUGACCAAUCAAGAGGAUAAAAAUGAUGCUGAGGAAGAGCCGAUACGUGUAAAUAAAUGGGACGGUGCUAAUGUGAAGAAUACAUUGGAUGACACUGUGAAGAAGAUAAUUAAUGACAACUAUGGUUGGACUGAAUGCCACUCGUUGGCCAACGGACGUUUGGCUCUCUCAUUUCUGGCAGUGGCUUUUGCCGGUUUCGCUCUCGUCUACGACUACUUCCGUCCUUUCCCCGCAUCUAAAUCUGUUCUUGCCUUGUGUUCAAUUAGUUAUUUUGUUAUGAUUUUUAUAUUGCAAAUUUAUCAGUGGUAUGUGGAGAAGUUAACUUUUUACCAAGCGAUGGAGUCAAGUAAAGAUGAAAAAAGCCCGCCCAGUUACUGGAAAUGGUCUUCUGACAUGAAGCGGUCUGGAACAAUGAAGGUGGUCAAAUCAAUUGCCGCUUACAUUAGCGAGGAUGGGGAAGUUCUUUUACCCUUGGUGAAGAAAGAGGUGGACCAGUUACGAAACAAUCUUCUCAAGUCAGACAAGGCGGAAUAA
Molecule: messenger RNA, 557 nt
Organism: Meloidogyne enterolobii
Lineage: Eukaryota; Metazoa; Nematoda; Chromadorea; Rhabditida; Meloidogynidae
Source: the annotation of a GenBank genome assembly